AUGAAGAAAUUUAAUUUCCGCAAAGUUUUGGAUGGUCUGACCGCCUCCUCGCCCGGUGGAAGCGGUGGCGGUGGCGGUGGAAGCGGGGCUGGCGGCGGCUCCGUGCACCCGGCGGGGACUGCAGGGGCUGCGGGGACUCCCAGAGACGAGGUCCAGGAGACGCUAACUUCAGAUUAUUUCCAAAUCUGUAAGACGGUUCGCCAUGGUUUUCCUUAUCUACCCACUGCCUUAGCUUUUGACCCAGUUCAGAAAAUUCUGGCAAUUGGAACGAGAACAGGAGCAAUACGAAUAUUGGGCAGGCCUGGUGUUGAUUGCUACUGCCAACAUGAAAGUGGUGCUGCAGUUUUGCAGCUCCAGUUCUUAAUCAAUGAGGGUGCUUUGGUCAGUGCAAGUGCAGAUGAUACACUUCAUUUGUGGAAUCUCAGACAGAAACGACCAGCUAUCCUACAUUCUCUGAAAUUUAACAGAGAACGGAUUACUUACUGCCAUCUACCUUUCCAGAGUAAAUGGCUUUACGUUGGAACAGAGAGGGGAAAUACACACAUUGUUAAUAUUGAGUCCUUCAUUCUUUCUGGAUAUGUCAUCAUGUGGAACAAGGCAAUAGAACUAUCCACAAAGACUCACCCUGGGCCAGUUGUACAUUUAAGUGACAGCCCAAGAGAUGAGGGAAAACUAUUGAUAGGCUAUGAAAAUGGGACUGUAGUACUCUGGGACUUACGAUCUAAAAGAGCUGAUCUGAGAGCUUAUUAUGAUGAGGCUAUUCAUUCUGUUGCUUGGCACCAUGAAGGGAAACAGUUCAUGUGCAGUCACUCAGAUGGAAGCUUGACCCUGUGGAACCUGAAAAGUCCUAACAGACCAUUCCAGACCACAAUCCCACAUGGAAAAAUUCAAAGAGAUGGUAAAAAACCCGAAUCCUGUAAACCAAUUCUUAAAGUAGAGUACAAGACCUGUAAAAACAGUGAACCGUUUGUGAUAUUUUCUGGUGGAUUGUCAUAUGAUAAGGCUUGUCGAAGACCAAGUCUAACAAUUAUGCAUGGAAAAGCAAUUACAGUUCUUGAAAUGGAUCACCCUAUAGUUGAUUUUUUAACUCUCUGUGAAACCCCGUAUCCAAAUGAAUUUCAAGAACCCUAUGCUGUAGUUGUGCUUUUGGAAAAAGAUCUCAUUGUUGUUGACCUGACACAAAGCAAUUUUCCAAUCUUUGAAAAUCCAUAUCCUAUUGACAUUCAUGAGUCACCUGUCACCUGCACAGAAUAUUUUGCCGACUGUCCUCCAGAUUUGAUUCCUGUACUCUAUUCUGUAGGAGCAAAACAUAAAAAGCAAGGAUACAGCAAUAAGGAGUGGCCUAUCAGUGGUGGAGCAUGGAACCUUGGAGCUCAGACAUAUCCCGAAAUCAUUAUUACAGGCCAUGCAGAUGGAUCAGUAAAGUUUUGGGAUGCUUCUGCCAUUACUCUACAGAUGUUGUACAAAUUAAAAACAUCAAAGGUCUUUGAAAAACAAAAGUUGGGAGAAGGAAAAGCAACAGCUGAGAUUGUGGAAGAAGACCCUUUUGCUGUUCAGAUGAUGUACUGGUGUCCUGAAAGCCGAAUUUUUUGUGUGGCAGGAGUUUCUGCAUAUGUGGUUGUUUACAGAUUCAGCAAACAUGAAGUAAAUACAGAAAUUGCAUCACUAGAGGUACGACUUCAGUAUGAAGUAGAAGAUAUCAUUACUCCUGAACCAGAAAUAAUUCCCCAGUUUCCAGAUGCCUCUUCCCAGCUUCCUUCUUUAAAGAGCCUUUCAGGCAGUACCAACACUGUAGCAUGUGAAGGAAUGAUGAAGGACAGUAUCCCAUGUCUUAGUGUUAAGACUCGACCUGUGCGAAUGCCUCCUGGAUACCAAGCAAAUCUUGUUAUUCAGUUGGUGUGGGUGGACGGUGAGCCUCCACAACAGAUUACCAGUCUUGCUGUAAACUCUGCUUAUGGACUAGUGGCAUUUGGAAACUGCAAUGGUUUGGCUGUUGUGGACUUUAUGCAGAAGACAGUACUGCUGAGCAUGGGAACCCUUGACCUAUAUGGAUCAAGUGAUCCAUACCAACGUCAACCCCGUUCGCCUCGCAAAAGCAAGCAGUUUGCUGCAGACAACUUUUGCAUGCGUGGCCUGUCUAACUUUUAUCCAGAUUUAACGAAACGGAUCCGUACUUCCUAUCAGAGCCUGACUGAACUCAGUGACAGUCCAGUUUCCCUGGAGCUAGAGCGUUGCAAGUCUCCCACUUCAGAUCACGUGAAUGGUCACUGUACAAGUCCAACAUCCCAGAGCUGCAGUGCAGGAAAACGACUUUCCAGCGCGGACGUCUCAAAAGCAAACCGCCGAGGGCCUGGGAGGCCCCCCUUUAGAAAGGCGCAGUCUGCAGCCUGCAUGGAGAUUUCCCUCCCAGUCACCACAGAAGAAAACCGGGAAAACUCCUUCAGCCGUUCCCGAAGCUCCAGCGUGUCGAGCAUCGACAGGGACUCAAAGGAGGCAAUUACAGCUUUGUACUUCAUGGAGUCCUUUGCCCGAAAGAAUGACUCUGCUGUCUCCCCAUGCCUCUGGGUUGGAACGGGCCUUGGUAUGGUCUUAAUCCUCUCCCUUAACCUGCCUGCCAGUGACGACCUACGGCAGUCAGAGCCGGUCAUGGUGUCGCCAAGUGGCACAGUUCUGACACUGAAAGGCGCCGUGCUGACCUUCGCAUGCUUGGACUGCAUGGGGACGUUGACACAUCCACCAUAUGAAGUAUGGAGGGACCCACACAGUGCUGAUGAUGGUGAAAAAACAAGAAAAAGGAAACUUGUCAUGCAUUCCCCUUCCUCCUCCCAGGAUAUGGGUGAUCACCAAUUUGCAGUCAUUUGUUCAGAAAAACAAGCCAAAGUCUUCUCAUUGCCUUCCCAAACAUGUCUUUAUGUCCACAACAUCACCGAAACAUCCUUUUUAUUGCGAGCAGAUGUGGUCACCCUCUGUAACAGCGUCUGUCUGGCGUGCUUUUGUGCCAAUGGGCACAUCAUGACACUGAGCUUACCCAGCCUUCGCCCACUGCUGGACAUCAACUAUUUGCCUGUAACAGAUAUGAGGAUAGCGCGGACCUUUUGUUUCACUAAUGAAGGGCAGGCUUUGUACCUCAGCUCUCCCACUGAGAUCCAGCGCCUAACAUACAGCCAGGAGAUGUGUGACAAUCUGCAGGACAUGCUUGGGGAUUUGUUUACUCCUGUGGAAACACCAGAAGCCCAAAACAGAGGCUUUCUCAAAGGACUUUUUGGAGGAAGUGGACAAGCUUUUGACAGAGAGGAACUUUUUGGUGAGGCCACAGCAGGAAAAGCCUCUCGCAGUCUUGCCCAGCACAUACCUGGAUCAGGAGGAAUUGAAGGUGUGAGAGGAGCUGCAGGAGGAGUUAUUGGGGACCUGACUCGUGCACGCAUUGCCCUUGAUGAGCGAGGACAGAAACUGGGGGAGCUGGAUGAAAGGACUGCGAGCAUGAUGGCCAGUGCAGAAGCAUUUUCCAAACAUGCACAUGAGGUGAUGCUGAAAUACAAGGACAAAAAAUGGUACCAGUUUUAAACUUUUAAAGAAUCUGCUUGUGGCUUUAUUAAGAACACUGUUCAGGGAAGCAAUGUUCAUUCCCAAAUCUACCAGUCACGGGUCAGAAACAAUUUUUCUCCUAGAAGAUGUUUUCCUCUUACAAUAUUG
This is a messenger RNA of Cygnus atratus (black swan), 3693 nucleotides long. RefSeq names its product syntaxin binding protein 5L (gene STXBP5L). Gene Ontology annotation, cellular component: plasma membrane; cytoplasm; SNARE complex. The record is from RefSeq and is a predicted model, not a curated record. Gene Ontology annotation, molecular function: myosin II binding; syntaxin binding; GTPase activator activity. The coding region runs from base 1 to 3564 and encodes 1187 amino acids. The transcript has 27 exons. Gene Ontology annotation, biological process: regulation of protein secretion; regulation of exocytosis. NCBI's taxonomy places the organism in Eukaryota, Metazoa, Chordata, Aves, Anseriformes, Anatidae.